AUGGAGGUUUUGCAGCAUCAUCGUGCAUUCCUCUUUAGUGCUACAAGGGAGGUUAGUGCGUUGUCUCAACUUGCGAUAGACGAAGAUGUGCCAUCAAUUCAAGCUGCGAAUUUCCCGGUUUUAUUGCAAUCGAACACAGAUACGAACUUCAAUGAUAUAACAGCAUUUAAAUCUUCAUUCGCACGUUCAGCUGAGGAUGCAAGAGUAUACGCACACCUCAAUUCACUUCUUGAGCAAGGGCAAGAAUACGCAAUUAUGCUGUACACUUGGAGGUCAAUAUCCAGAGCACUUCCAUUUAUUCGCUCGAGUGAUCAGCCAAACAGAAUCAAGAUAUAUGAAAAAACAAAAGAAAUACUUGAACCUCACUGUGUUAAACUUAAACAGUUCAUGUUCUUCCAGGAUGCGGCCAUACGAAGAUUUGUGGAAGAAGUAAAAAGAUUAGCCCACAAAGAUCAGAAGAGCUUUUUUGUGAACCAGGCAUAUCUUGUUACGCUUGGGAAGAUGAUUAGGAUGUUCGCUCUUUUGGAUGAAAUGAAGAAUAUGAAAGCUAGCAUGAAAAAUGAUUAUUCGAACUACAAAAGAGCUGCUCAGUUUCUUCAGGUUCAUGAUCCUGAUGCUCAGGAUGUAAGCAUCUUCCUGGCCAAGCAAAAAAUCAUCCGUGAUACUCUGAAAGAAAGCUUGAUUGCAGUAGAUGGUUAUGAAGACCUUUUGGUAGAAAUUAUUCACAACAGCGCUCAUAUGUAUGAAAACAAGGUCUAUGUUCUUCCUGAAGAGAAGCAUACACAUGUUAUAGUUAUAGCUUUUUCUCUUUAUCUCCUUGACUCUGCUCGUACGGUCGAUGGUAAACAGAUGGGUGUUUGCCUAAAUAAGAUUGCAAAGCGUCUAAAUAUAAGCAAGUUGGACCGCAUUUUAAAGGAGUGCGAAGUGGUGAAUUUAUUCGGGGAUAUGAGUGUAGAACCGUUUUCAUACGUACGUCAGACACCAUCAUUCGAUCCAUCCAAGUGGCCAGAGUGCCAAAGUACGAAAGUUUCUAGUCAAGGGGCAAUUCUAAUGCAUAUGGCCAGAUUUCAGGAGGAGUAUACAUCACUGACAUCAGACUUGGCUUGGCAUACGAAUAUAACGUCAAUUCGAUUGAAUGAACGUUCUGCUAAAGAAAAUCAAGAGCUAUAUGAUCUCGCACUUCGAGGUCUUCAGUAUUUAUCAGGAUGGUCUGUACAAGUGUUAGACACGUUUACAUGGAAGCUUGCCCAUUGUGCUAGUGGAUUCACAAAUCAUGAAUGUCCAAAAGAUGCUGAAAAUUACGAAAAAGCCACUCGUUAUAAUUAUAAUUCAGAAGAAAGAUUUGCUAUGGUUGAAAUAGUCAGUAUGAUUAAAUCUGUCCAAACACAACUUUUACGCCUUGAGGCUUGUUAUUCAGAGGCUAUUGGACGUUCUGUUUAUCGUGAAUUACAGGCAGUUGUUGUUGGUCAGUUGAGUGGACCAUUACUUAAAGCACAAAAAAAGAAAGAACGGAUUAUGCUGACACGCCUGAUACAUGCAAUCCAAGCAACAUGUGCUGAUCAGCUGUCGGAUGCGAUGGACUCAGAAGUGAUGCAUUCUAGCAGUGGCAGUACUACAACAGGAUCAAAAUCAUGGGGUAAAGCUGCUUCUUCAAAACUAUCCAGUUCGAACAACAAUAACAGUAUGACAACAGGAGCGAAUUCCACAUUGGCAGCUGUUGCUGCUUCAUUGGCAAACGAUAGUCCAACAGGAUCUGUUAGCACAAGCAGUAUAUUUGAUUCGAAUAAACGUCGAGUUGGUCCAUCUUCUAGUCAGUUAUAUUUAGUACGAACUAUGCUAGAAUUGAUGGUUGAACAAGUUUCAUCAAGUAAACAAAUGAUGCGAAAGGAGUUGGACUCGUCAACAUUAUCAGCCAUAGAUACUUUUCUAAAGCAUAGUUUCUAUUGGCCAUAUCUUUUGAACUUUAGCGAAACUCUGAUCAAAUGCUGUGACCUAUCUCAGUUAUGGUAUCGUGAAUUCUUCUUAGAAAUGACCAAUGGUGCUUGUAUACAAUUUCCCAUUGAAAUGAGUCUGCCAUGGAUAUUCACAGAUCAUAUAUUAGAGACAGAACAUCCUGGGUACAUGGAAUAUCUUCUGUAUAUGCUUGAUCUUUACAACGAUGCUGCUGAGUGUGCAUUAAAUCGAUUUCGUCGAAGAUUCCUCUAUGAAGAAAUAGAAGCUGAAGCAAAUUUAGUCUUUGAUCAGUUAGUCUAUAAACUGGGUGAUAAAGUAUUCAGACAUUAUAAGCGUUAUGCCGCAUCAAUUCUACUAGAUAAACGUUUUAGAGCUGAGGCUCAACGUACGGCUUCAUGGCGUGAACCGUACCCACCGCCGAAUCGUUAUACUGCAGCUCUACUACGACAGAAAAAUAUUCAAUUACUUGGUCGUUCUAUAGAUCUUAAUCGGUUGAUAUGUCAGCGAAUGAACACGGCGAUAUACAAAUCAAUUGAAGUUGCUAUUUCACGUUUUCACAGUUCAGAUAUAACUGGGAUAAUCGAAUUGGAAGCAGUUAUUGAAUGUAAUCGCCUGUGUCACAGAAUGCUUAAAGAACACCUAGAUUUGGAUGAUUUCGAUGCAUUACUCCGUGAAGCAGAUAAUUUAGUGACAUCACGAUUGGGGAAAAUUACUGUUCAUGUCUUUUGGGAGUUAACAUAUGAUCUAGUUAAAAAUUAUUGUUAUAACGAUGCUACAAACAGAUUUGUGCCUACAAACUUUACAUUGACUGAAGUGUUAGAACGUGAGAAACCGCCAACCGUUGAAGCUCAAUAUAUCUGGGGCAGUCGAUCAUUGAAUACAUGCUUUGAAACAAUAUUUAAAUUAUAUCGAGGCUUUGUUGGUGCACCGCAUUUCUCUGCUAUAUGUCGUCUAUUGGGUUAUCGAGGUUUGUAUGUUGUCAUUGCAGAAGUGAUGAAAGUUGCUCAGUCUCUGCUUAAUCAGACGUUACGGGAUUAUGUUUGCCGGUUAGUGCGUUUGUUGCCUCAGUCGCUAACAUUACCUUCAGAAAAAUCUGAAUCAGAUGCUGUCUUCUCAGCUUUGUACACCCAACUGCAGCAAAUCUAUAAAUAUACUGAUUUAAGGACAAAUGUAUUCCAAAAUUUUCGAGAACUUGGUAACAUUCUUAUUUGCUGCUUACAGUUGGAGAAGAAUUUAUCAAUUGAAGAUUCAUGUGAUCUACGACAUGCAGGCCCUUUUAUCGGACAAAUGCCAAGACAAUUCUUUCCUCCUCUUCCAUCUCAUGAUGAAGGAACCAAAGGUAAAUCAAUUAAUGAAUUAAGACAAACAGAGUCAAUGAAUAUUGUGUUGGUUGUAUCACGCAUCGGUACUGAAGAUCAAUUGGCAUUGGCUAAAGAAAAUGAAAUAUUAACUAAGGAACGUCUCUGUUCUGGUCUGACAUUGUUUGAAUUCGUGUUGAACAAAAUCAAGAGUUUUUUGCUUGAAGAGGAUUCAGAUGGAAACACCUGGCAUCGUUUAUCAAAUCUUAAACGGGAUUCAACGUGUAACAGUGGAAGUAAUCAGCAUAAUAACAGUGAUAUACUGGGUUUGGAAAGUUGUGCACAUUUUCACCGUUUAUGGUCUGUUAUCCAAUUAGUAUUUUGUACACCAUUUGGACAGAAUGAAUAUACAGUUGAAGAGAUGUUCGGUGAAGGACUCAAUUGGGCUGGAUGUGCUAUCAUCUUACUGUUAGGUCAACAACGUCGUUUUGAAGCGCUUGAUUUUGGUAGUCUCAUUUUACGACUACAACGAAUCGAUAAGAAAGAUGCUACACCAAUGGGAGUUUCUUUGGAACGAAUGGCUGCUCGUCUAAGUCGUUUUUCAGUCCUCAAUCGCCAAAUAUUCUCUACACUAAGUAUCUAUCUUCAUCCUGUUGACCGAGUGGAUGAAACAAGUGUUCGUGUUCGACAAUUCCCCAUACCUACAUGGUCGAAAUCUUAA
Molecule: messenger RNA, 3972 nt
Organism: Heterobilharzia americana
Lineage: Eukaryota; Metazoa; Platyhelminthes; Trematoda; Strigeidida; Schistosomatidae
Source: the annotation of a GenBank genome assembly